Labeo rohita (rohu) is the source of this 2739-nucleotide messenger RNA. RefSeq names its product myosin light chain kinase, smooth muscle-like. Gene Ontology annotation, biological process: protein phosphorylation. The record is from RefSeq and is a predicted model, not a curated record. Gene Ontology annotation, molecular function: protein binding; protein kinase activity; ATP binding. Lineage: Eukaryota; Metazoa; Chordata; Actinopteri; Cypriniformes; Cyprinidae.
CCUGAUAACAUCUGCUGCUUCCUGUGAUAUGAAGUAGAACCAGAAUGCUGCCAAAUUAAGCAGUGAGAGAAAUGUAAAGGAGACAUGCAAAUCUGAAAGAAGCUGAGAAGAGGAAGAGACAAACAGUUUGGAACUUGUCACAGUGUAAUAAUGGCCUUUAUUGAAAAGGGUCAAAAGAAGACCUACAUUUCAACUUUCAGGUUUGACCUGAAGCCUUCAGCAGCGUUGCAGACUCCACUGGAUGUGCCGAGAACAGAGAAGGGAACCAAACUGACGAACAAAGAGGAGAGCUGUCUGAAAUCAGAAACUGCUGACACAAGGCAAAAAUCUCCUAAGAAGUCCUUGGACACAGAAAAGCAGAGACAAGAUGUCACACUCAAUAACACAGCCAGCAAUAAUUCAGGUGCAGUUGUUGAGUUUUUGGAUCCCCAGCAGCAGGUUGUGGUUGGUGUUGGAGGAACUGCUCGACUGGACUGUCGUUUCAGCAGCUCUGGGCCUGUGGCUUCCUGCUGGAUUCAUGACAGUGAAAAGGUUGUGUUAGAAGGGCCGCGAGUGUGUGUGACGAACACCAACAGCAGCAGCACCCUGGUUCUCUCUGAAGUUGUUCCUGCAGAUGCCGGAAGUUAUUCUCUUUUCGUUCGUAACCGAGGAGGCACAGCUCACUGGACCACAAGCCUCAGUGUCAUUGAUCCUCCAGAACCUCCAGCCUCGUGUCCGUUCGUAUCCCAGCUGACCUGCACCUCUCUGGUUCUGUCCUGGUCCGGCCCGUGUUUUGACGGCGGUUCAGCCAUCACAGGCUACGUGGUGGAGUUUCAAAGGCUGGACCAAACCGAACCCAGCGACUGGACUGAACUCACAAACCAGUGUCAGAACACCUCGUAUCGGGUCCGCUCUGGUCUCGACCCGCAGGGACAGUAUCGCUUCAGAGUACGAGCUUGUAACGCAGCAGGAGUCAGUGAUCCCAGUGAGGAGUCGGACUGCAUUAAAAUGAACACUGCAGGUGAGCCACAACAGGAAGUGACCUCAUAUGUGGAGGUUGUGCCUGACACCACACAUAAAGCCAGAGAUCACUAUCACGUCCAUGAAAAACUAGGAAUGGGGAAGUUUGGGGAGGUGUACAGGAUGACCCAUAAGCAGACAGGUCGGGUGUACGCUGGGAAAUUCUACCGAGCCCGCGUCUCCAGAGAAAAAACAGCAGCGCGUCAAGAAAUCAAAUUGAUGAACGAACUACACCAUCCGAAGCUGGUCCAGUGUCUCGCAGCCUACGACACUUCAUCUGAGAUAGUCAUGAUUCUCGAGUAUAUUGCAGGUGGUGAGUUGUUUGAGCGGAUUGUAGAUGAGAAUUUCGAUCACACUGAACCCAACAGUGUGAACUACAUGCGUCAGAUCCUGGAAGGAAUCCAGUAUAUCCAUAGCAAACACAUCAUUCACCUCGACCUGAAGCCGGAGAACAUCGUCUGUGUGAACGGCGCUGGGACCCUCAUCAAGAUCAUCGAUUUCGGAUUGGCCUGCAAACUGGAGCCUGGAAAACGUCUGAUGGUCUUACAUGGCACUCCGGAGUUUGCAGCCCCAGAGGUUGUAAAUUACGAACCUGUUGAUCUGGCCACUGACAUGUGGAGCAUCGGCGUCAUCUGCUAUAUCCUCCUGAGUGGUGAGUCUCCAUUCCAGGGCAACAGCGAUGCCGAAACCUUAGCUUUGGUUACUGGAGCACAAUGGGAGUUCGACCCUGAGAGUUUCGAUGACAUCACGGAUGAGGCCAAAGAUUUCAUCAGCGGCCUGCUAAGGAAGGACAAGAGAACAAGACUAUCCUGUGAGAAAGCGUUAGCUCAUCCCUGGAUAGCCUUAUUUGACGACUCAAACUCCAAAUCAACCAAAUCCCUUAAUAAAGACAAGAUGAGAAGGUUCCUGGCCCGACGGAAAUGGAAGAAAACUGGCAAAGCCCUGCUCGCGCUGAAAAGGAUGGUUCGCUGCAGCAAGUCUGAUGCACCGCAUUCUCCUUUCAUUUCUGUAGAUGCAAAUGCUCUGGGGAAAGAGGCCGAACAAGCGGUGGCGUCUCUGGAAAAGCAGUUGCGGAGUGAACCACGUUUCCAUCAAGCCCUGCAUGACCUCACUGAGAGCUGCGGAGCCACGGUGCACCUGGCCUGUACAAUACAAGGAUAUCCUGACCCUGAAGUAGUUUGGCUGUUUGAUGAAGCGCCGCUGGAGAAGACCGGACGUGUUCAGAUGAAUUAUAAAGACGGCACUUGCACGCUCACCCUCGCUCAAGUACAACCAGGGGAUUCUGGGAUCUACAAAUGCUGUGCGUCCAACAGCCUGGGACAGGCAUUGUGUUCUGCCAAACUCACCGUGCAACUCUAGAACAUCAUCAAAUCUACAAUGUUGAGAUUGAAGAAAAAGGGAGAUUUCUAAAGUGAAACGGAGCAAAAAGUGCUUUCAGACAAUUCACGUUUGAUGUCACUAGAAUCUGUUGUAAUUCACAAUUUCUGAAUUGUUCCAUUGUUGAUUUUAAGGCACUAUUUGAUCCACAAUCAUAAUGUUAGUUUCAAGUUCAGUUUCUAUAAUUUCCCUAGUGUGAAAAGUUGUAGGCAUUACGUUUCAGCAUUGUGUUUUUCUACAGAACUCUGGCAUGGUUUGAAUUCUGCUUAAUUUAAGACAAAAGACAUUUUAACAAGUUUCAUUUGUUGUACAUGCAUGUGUGUAUAUAUGAAGAAUAAAUGUAUUAAAGUUUUAUGAAAUUAA